This is a messenger RNA of Pararge aegeria (speckled wood butterfly), 1883 nucleotides long. RefSeq names its product WASH complex subunit 1 (gene wash). Gene Ontology annotation, molecular function: alpha-tubulin binding; actin binding; gamma-tubulin binding. Lineage: Eukaryota; Metazoa; Arthropoda; Insecta; Lepidoptera; Nymphalidae. The coding region runs from base 158 to 1552 and encodes 464 amino acids. The record is from RefSeq and is a predicted model, not a curated record. Gene Ontology annotation, cellular component: WASH complex; recycling endosome; early endosome. Gene Ontology annotation, biological process: retrograde transport, endosome to Golgi; endocytic recycling; exocytosis. The transcript is spliced from 6 exons.
AGAAUACUAGUAGCUUUACCAAUUAUAAAUUAUUGGACUUUUUGAUUUCACACAGGAAUACUGUGUCUAGUGAUAAUUCUUGUGCCUUAUUAAUUUAUUUUAGGUGAUAAAAAUGAAGCUUUUAGAUUCUACUUAUUCAUUAUAAAGGACGUUAAAAAUGGAGGGUAUUUAUAAAAUCAAUUUAAUACCCAAUGAUCUGAGUAUGGAAGGGACCAUCUAUCAGAUCGCUGAUACCUUAGACAAUCUGAACGGAAUAGUUGACGACGUGUUCACUCGUAUAAUGAACAGAAUAAAUAUAAACACUGAAAAGACGUCCAAACUCCAGGAAAGGAUCACUUUAUCGAGAGCUAAAGUGGAGAAACUUGCUGGUAUGCAGAAGGCAAUUAAAGUGUUUUCCAGUGCUAAGUAUCCAGCUUCGAUCGAACAUGAGAAUUACCAGUCAAUUUUCGAUACAAACUGUUACCACUACGAAUCUAAUAGAAAGAUUACUCUGAGUGGGAAGUCUCAGAGGCAGUCGAAUGAUAAAUCGAUUCAGGAAAUGCUGCACUUCUUCCACGUGAAAGUAGCUGAAUCUAAAACGGCGAAACCUAAGCAGGAUUUCAAUUUGAAAGCUGUAGUGAACGAUGUGUCGACUGUGGGUGAACUUUUGGUUUACAACACUGAUGUGAGCCCUUACUGUGCCGCCCCGAACAAAACGGCCGCCUACGUUCCCAGAGUGAGUGCACACGUGGAGAAAAACGUUUUGGAAGAAGCACCACCGUCUAUCAUGAACAGGAAUAUCUUGAAAAGGGAAAUCGACGAAUACAUGUACGCGCCCGGCAUGGGAAUGGUACCAGAGCUGGACAUGCCACUCGAUCUACCGCAUUUGCCCGGGAUCGCCGGGGACGUACAGUUUCUGAUAACGAGCGACGGUUCUAUUGCACCAUCAGCGAUCACAUCGCCAGUUACCCCGUCGAACAUGGUGCCAGAACUAGAACUGCCCGAGCUUCCAGAUUUGCAAGACAUUAAUAAUGCAGUGCCGGAUAUAACAGACGCACCCCCGAUUUUAACUUCUCCCGCGCCUGUACCACCUACCAUGCCGGGGCCAUCUGACAUGCCCAAGCCACUCGGCAUGCCGGAACCAAUUAGCAUGCCUGGACCGUUUAGCGUGCCUGGACCACCUAACAUGCCCGUGCCACCGCCUCCGCCGCCACCACCGCCACCGCCGAUGGAUAUCCAACCAAGCAAGGAUAGCAAGCAGCGAGCGCAGACCGCGCCCGCAUCCGCUCCCGUUGGGGACGCACACGCAAGCCUCAUGGCCGCCAUCCGACAGGCGGGAGGAGUGGGCCGCGCCAAGCUGAAGCCGGCCGCAGACACCGUGGCGGAAAACGGUGCCAAGCCGGUCGGCGGGGACCUGAUGGCGGAUCUACACGCGAAGCUGUCGAUGCGGCGGCGCGGGAUCUCCGGCGCCGAGAGGUCAGGUGGGACCCUGUUACAUACAUUGGCUAGUGUGAUACCGGAGCCGACGGAGUCUUCGCCUCAACAAUCCUCCAGCGGUGAAGACUGGGAGUAGUACAGAGGUGCGAAAGAAGAGAAUCAAAAGUACUUUGUUGUACACCAAGAAACAGACAAUAUAACAGAACAAACCGCGGGGUAGAAGUCAGAUAUCUAAGCAUUUAGAAUUUGAAGCAUUUCUAAAAUCUUUUUUUUUGUCCGAAAAAACAUAUUUGAAUGUCUUAAGUUGACAUUCAAAUAUGUUUUUUCGGACAUAAAGUGCCAGAAUAACAUAACGGUACAGAGAUAUUCCUGAGAGGAGACCCAAACCGUAUAGAUGCCGGCAAUGGGUUAAUCAAUACUGAUGAUGAUGACUGUAAAAAUAUAUUCAAAUUUAAAUUCAAAAUUCA